CUGUAUUGUAGGACAUUAAGUUAUAAAUUCAAAUCAGUGAUUUAUGAGUAGCAUGAACAUGUCGUCGAGAUGAAUUAGUCCAGGAACGACAACUCGGAUUGACUAAAAGAAAAACAAAUAGACUUCUAUCUAUAAAAUUGAGUGGACUGGGUAUUUUUGACAAUGAGAAUAGUAGUGUGUAACAUUCUAAGCAGAUUAAGAACAAGUGUAAAGCUUACCCGAUCUUACUGUACCACACAAACGUAUGUAGGAUGCAAAAGCGAUGAAGCACCAUGUAAAAGGUUGUUCAACCAGAAACAUUUUCCAGAAGGUAUCAGUGACUUUGUUACCAGUGAAGUCAUGAAGUUUUCACCCAGUAUUCCUGUCGAGGAAGCUAUUACCCCACCUGCAAGCUGGUACACUCAACCGCAGUUCAACACUCUAGACAAAGCAUCUGUGUUCAGAAAACACUGGAUCCCAGUGGGCCGAGUAGAUCAGUUGGAGGAACCAGGUCAAUACAUUGCAGGCUUUAUAACAGACGAUCCUUAUCUAGUGACACGUGACGAAACUGGAAAGCUACAGGCAUUCUACAACAUAUGCCGCCAUCAUGCUACACUUCUUGUAGACGACAACUCUGGAACAGUAUCUAAGUUCCAAUGUCCGUACCACGGCUGGACAUAUACACUGAGUGGACGGCUAGCGAAGGCAACAAGACUACGAGGAAUAAAAAACUUUAACGCUAAAAAUUUUGGUUUGAUACCACUUGAGGUAACAACUUGGGGCCCAUUGGUUUUCAUUAAAUUAUCAACAGAUGACACAAACUCGUCAGACGGACUUGGUGAGCAAUUAAAAGAAGUUAAAACGAGGCUUGACAAAAUGGGACUCGAUAAUCUUCAUUUUGUUGAACGACGUCAUUAUCGCGUCAAAUGCAAUUGGAAAGUAUUCAUUGACAACUAUUUGGACGGUGGAUAUCAUGUAGAAUACGCUCAUAUAGAUUUGGCAAGUUUAAUUGAACCAAAAGACUACAAAACUGAGGUGUUUGAUGGAUUUUCUAUACAGAGCUCCUCUGGCAAUAAAGGAGAAAAAGAAGGACAGGAUAGAAUCGGAAGUGCCGUUCUAUUUUCUCAUGUUUAUCCAAAUUUAUUUAUAAACCGUUAUGGGCCAUGGCUAGACUUCAAUUACACGUAUCCAAUAGACUCAGAAAACUGUGAGGUCGUUUUUGACUGGUAUUUAGAAAAAGAUGCUAUGAAUGAGUUCAAUUCUUCAGAAAAAGAAGCUAAAAUUGCUGAGGACAUUAGAGCUAGUGAAAAAGUCCAGAAUGAAGAUAUCGUUUUGUGCGAGAGAGUGCAGAAAGGUUUGCGUUCUACGUCAUUCGAAUGGGGAAGAUACGCCCCAGGGGUGGAGCAAGCCGAUCACAAGUUCCAUGUUGAAUUAGCUACUGAUUACAGGGAUUAUCUUAAACAAUAUGAGACCGAAAGUGUUAAAACAUAAAUGAGUAAAUUAUAGAGGCUCUGAUAAUCUACUCCAUAUUAUAGGUCCAUACGAACUAUUAUAUCAUGUAUAUUGAGCGUCCAAAUGAAGAGCAUGAUAUUGAUAAUCAUGAUAAUAGAGAUCAAUUUAUGUCUUACUUAUUUCAUACUAUUUACCGUGUGGAUUUAUUUAUGUAUACAUGAUAUUUACAACGUGGCGAUAUGAACUAAUAAUGACUGAUAUAAAAAAUGUUUGAUUUUAUAUGUUACAAAAAUACUAUUUCAAGGAAAUAUAAUGAAUGAAAAAAUAUGACACUACUAGUAUCAGAUUAUCACAUGGCACUUCAUAUCGCAUGUGUUAUCAGCCCUAGGUUCAAUAUCAGCCCAAGAGCCGCAUGGCUCGAGUGCUGAUAUUGAUCCAGGGCUGAUAAUACAUGCGAUAUGCAAAAUGACAUGUUAUGACCUUUUUAUCAUAUGCUUCAACCAUGGAGAAAAAUAACUGAUUCGUAUAUUGAUCCUUUUACGUGGUUCUGUAAUAGAAGUUUAAAGAUUGAAAAGUUCACGUACGUCGGACCCCAAAUUUAGUACAGUCGAUAUGAAUUUUUUCUAUUAUUUGCCUCAACAGAGAAGAAACACAUUUUAAUAUGGACGUAUUGACAAAAACAAACAAAAAUUAACAACACACAUAAUGAAGACUGUUUGGCAACUUUUUAAAGUAACUUUCUAAAUUAUGUUUGAACAUUUUAAACAAUGUAUUUAUUUAAUAAUUUGUUUGUUUUUCGUUUUUUAUUUUUGUUUUUUUUUAUUAUUUCACAAAAUAUACUUUCCAGUUUCCAAAUGAUUGUUUUGUACACUACUUUGUAAUAGUUUUCACUGAAAACGUAGCAUUGAGGUGUAUUUUCCGGAAUUUGCCGAGAAUCACCGGAUGCCAUGUGAUAACGUUACGGAAAGGCAUGUGAUAACAAUCGAAGCAUGUGAUAAACUUUUCAUAUCAGCCCGCUAAGGACCAAUUCGAAAAAUAUGAAAUUUUCGGUAAUUCAAUGGUAUUAUCAUACAGUAAUAAUCAUAUGUUAUUUAGUCUGAGUAUAUGAUAAUUAGCAUUAUAGCCUGUUAUAC
Messenger RNA from Mytilus trossulus (common blue mussel), 2564 nucleotides. RefSeq lists its product as uncharacterized. The record is from RefSeq and is a predicted model, not a curated record. The coding region runs from base 163 to 1470 and encodes 435 amino acids. The transcript has 3 exons. Gene Ontology annotation, molecular function: iron ion binding; 2 iron, 2 sulfur cluster binding. Lineage: Eukaryota; Metazoa; Mollusca; Bivalvia; Mytilida; Mytilidae.